Messenger RNA from Anopheles bellator, 1762 nucleotides. Its product is annotated as L-threonine ammonia-lyase. Gene Ontology annotation, biological process: L-threonine catabolic process; L-serine catabolic process. The transcript has 8 exons. The record is from RefSeq and is a predicted model, not a curated record. Bases 1 to 1422 code for a protein of 473 amino acids. Gene Ontology annotation, molecular function: L-serine ammonia-lyase activity; threonine deaminase activity. Lineage: Eukaryota; Metazoa; Arthropoda; Insecta; Diptera; Culicidae.
AUGCAAGUGUCUGCUGUAACGACGCAGUUACGAUCCGUACGGUUGUCGGCGACCGCGUCGGAACAGGAUUCCAACCCUAAACCGUCGACCAACCAUGUCGACACCAUGGAGAACACAGCUCCCGUCGCUCCCCGGCCAGCAACGCCAACGGAGCCGGAAGUUGUUGAUCCAUUUUGCAAUGCGGACACACCUCAAAUAAUCAGCUUUCAGGAUGUGACGUCGGCUGCGUUUAAAAUACGAAAAGGCGUCGAGUUGACUCCCUGUGUGAAAUCCCACUUCUCCGAUCUGAUUGACAUGGAUAUCUACCUGAAGAAGGAGUUUUUACAGUUCACCGGCAGCUUCAAGGAGCGUGGCGCUCGCUAUGCCCUACUCAUGCUGUCGGAGGAGCAGAAAAAAACGGGUGUAAUCUCUGCCUCACUAGGGAAUCACGCUCAGGGUCUAUCGUACCACGGCUGGAAGCUGGGCAUUCCGGUGACGGUCGUCAUGCCGCUGAAGGCUUCGCUGAUGAAAAUCCAGAAAUGCCGUAACUAUCAUGCUAAUGUCGUUGUGCAGGGAAAAGAUAUGGGCGAAGCGAAACGGAUCGCACUGAAGAUGGGUCACGACCGGGGUCUCACAUACAUCAACGGGUACGACCAUCCGCACAUUAUGGCCGGUCAAGGUACGAUCGGGCUGGAAAUCGUUGAGCAGGUGAGCGACAUCGAUGCCGUGGUGGUCCCGGUCGGAGGUGGUGGUCUCAUUGCCGGUGUCGCAACUGCGAUAAAAAAUCUCAGUCCGAGUACCAAAAUCAUCGGCGUCGAGUCAGAGAAGUGUCCUAGCUUUACGCGGGCUCUCGAAAACCGUGGACCAAUCUUCGUGCCAAACCGGGAAACGCUGGCUGACGGAUUGGCGGUGCCGCAGGUCGGCUACAAUGCGUAUGCCACCACCGUACCGUUGCUCGACAAAAUGGUGGUCGUUAAGGAGGAAUGGAUUGCAUUGGCCAUUUUGCGACUUGUUGAGCUGGAAAAGUGCGUCGUGGAAGGUGCUGGUGCUACCGGGUUGGCGGCCAUCAUGGCCGGUCAUCUGAACGAGUUCAUGGGAAAAAGGGUGGUGCUGCUAAUUUGUGGAGGCAACAUCGAUACUACGAUGUUCGGCAAGUGUCUCGAGCGUGGAAUGGCGGCCGAAGGACGCUUGCAGAGAUUCACCGUGACGGUGAGCGACGGUCCGGGCGGCGUAGCCAAACUGUGCAACCUGCUGGCCGACCUGGGCGUGUCCAUCAAAGAUAUAAUGCAUGAACGUGCCUUCAUUCGUGAUAUUCACCACGUCGAGGUGAAGGUCAUUUGCGAAACGCGUGAUUGGGAGCAUUCACAAGAGAUGCGCAAAUCGUUGCAGACAGCUUACGACAAAGUUCAUUUUUACGACAUGCCGAUGGCAAUAUCGGAAUAGUCGCCCAGGUCUACCAGUAACUCCGACGCACUACCGCUGGUACGGAAAAAUGUAUAUAUCGAUUGAAUCCCGACAAAACCUGAGCUUGGUAGAUGGAGCUGAAGAGUGAACCUUGAUUCUACAGCGGGCUUCUGUCCGAGUCUAAAUAAAACGUGCUGCUAUUCACGGAUGACUGUGAAGUGAUGGUAGCGUGAAGCAAUAUUUCAAUGAGUGUUUUGGUAUUAUUGAACCUCCCUCGAAAGCCACCGCCACUUUAUUUAUGGUAAUGUAACCGUGCCAUCGCGGAUAGUUGACAGAACAGCAGCAAAGAGCACAUAUAAUUUCAUUUGAAUUGCUGCGA